AUGAAACAACCCGUGGUACGGCUCGUGCGGCUGGGUCGGGUGCCGUACGCCGAGCUACUGGCACUGCAGGGAAGCUGGCUGCGGUUGCUGCAGGCGGAGCCAGGCACCGAGGCUCCGCUGAGAACUGAGGCAGGCGCGCUCCUGCUCUGCGAACCUGCGGGGCCCGUGUACACAACCGGGCUGCGCGGCGGCCUGACAUCCGAGGAGGUGACGCGGCUGCGGGCCUUGGGAGCCGAGGUGCACGUCACAGGCCGCGGCGGUCUGGCCACCUUCCAUGGUCCCGGCCAGCUCCUUUGCCAUCCAGUACUCGACUUGCGGCGCCUGGGCCUGCGUCUGCGUACCCACGUGGCGGCGCUGGAGGCAUGCGCCGUGCGUCUGUGCGAGCUGCAGGGCUUGCAGGGCGCCCGCGCACGGCCACCGCCCUACACCGGCGUCUGGCUGGGCGAGCAAAAGAUCUGCGCUAUCGGAGUCCGCUGUGGAAGGCACAUCACGUCCCACGGCCAAGCUCUGAACUGUUCUACCGACCUCACGUGGUUUGAGCACAUUGUGCCCUGCGGGCUGGUUGGGACAGGUGUCACCUCCUUGAGUAAGGAGCUCCAGAGGCACGUCACGGUGGAUGAAGUUUUACCACAUUUCCUUCAGGCCUUUAAGGAGACCUACAAGUGCACCUUGAUCUCAGAGGAUAGUUCCAGCUAAAGGGUGUUCUGAUUAUCAUAGUUGGUGCUGCCUUGGAAAUGACUGCAUUGGAAAGCACCAAGCCUGACUUGGAGUCACUGAAACCCAGAUUCUAGAUUUGGCCCUGUCAUUCACUCACCAUGAGACUAUGAGCAAAUCACGAGCUCUUAGCUACUGUUUUCCCAUGUAACCUGGGUUAUUUAUGCCUUCCCCACCUACCUCAUACAGAAGUGAUAACGUGAAAAGUAACACAUGCUACUUAAAUAUAAUGUAUUAGCACUACUAUUGAUAUCAUUUUCUAAGCUUAGAGUAUCAUUUCUUGAUUAUUGUUUCCUCAAUGCUCUAUUUAUUUGGGCAAUUCUGGGGUUCCAGUUCCUUUGAUAUUGUAGGAAUCGUGUCUCUGGGUGGCCCAGGUGAAGGUGAUUGAUUGCAUUCUGUAAUAAAGGGAAAACUUUAUAUUAAAGAACAGAAUGGGAUCCUGUCUUCUUGUGAUGAAUUCCCCAAGUCUGAUAGCUAUCUUUAAUUAGGUAACUUAAACCAGGCCAGAGACUGGGGGAAGAUAAAAAAAUUUCCCAAAGAUGCAAGGAAGUUUUUCUUAUAUGAGAUCUCUAAGUAUACAGGGCUUUGUAUUAGUUAUCUAUUGCUGCAUAACAAAUU
Molecule: messenger RNA, 1332 nt
Organism: Pteronotus mesoamericanus
Lineage: Eukaryota; Metazoa; Chordata; Mammalia; Chiroptera; Mormoopidae
Gene: LIPT2
Product: lipoyl(octanoyl) transferase 2
Exons: 2
Coding region: 1-696 (231 amino acids)
Biological process (GO): protein lipoylation
Cellular component (GO): mitochondrion
Molecular function (GO): lipoyl(octanoyl) transferase activity
Source: RefSeq, a predicted model, not a curated record